AUGGCUCCUAGCGCCUCCAAGACCAACACAGCCUCUGAAGGCUCCACCUCGCAAGCUCGCAGCAGCAAAGGUACAGGAGCUGCUGGCGAGUCUAGUGCCAAGGGCGCUCAAACCAGGCCGGCAUACCUUCAAGAGCUCUCCGAAUCCCAAUACGCUGCUGCGACUCACCCGCCAACAUCAUGUCUUCAGAUCUUGGCCGGUCCAGGCUCGGGCAAGACACGCGUGCUCACCUCUCGUGUCGCUUGGCUGAUCCUCGAAGACGCCAACAAGCUCAAGCCAGAGGACGUUCUGGUCGUCACCUUCACCAACAAAGCAGCCAACGAGAUGAAGAUGCGCCUCAUCAAGCUCAUAGGCAAGGAACGAGUCGACAAUCUUGUCAUCGGAACCUUCCAUUCGGUCUGCGCUAGGUACCUGCGCAAGUACGGCAAGCUGAUCGAGCUGCCGAACAACUUUACCAUCAUCGACUCCGACGACGCCAAGCGCAUGUACAAGUCGAUCCUCAAGGAGCUCAAGCCGGACCUCGAGAAGGAAGGCAUGGGUACUCUCAAGCCGGAAGUAUGCAUGUCCGAGAUCUCGAAGGCGAAAGCAAAGGAGAUCGAUCCUGUGAGGUAUCGGGAGCUGGCACAGCAGGAAGCAGCCAAGGGCAAGCCUUCUCGAGCGCCAAUAGGUCGUCAAGUUGCCGGAUCAGCUGCUUUCAAGACGGUCAUAGCCAACAUUUACAUGAUGUACCAGCAGCAGCUUGUCGAUGCGAAUGCUUUGGACUUUGACGACCUCCUCGUCUACGGAGUCCAGCUCUUCCGCCACCAGAACCAGGUGGUGCGCAACAUUCGGCACGUGCUCGUGGACGAGUUCCAGGAUACCAACAUCACCCAGUACGAGCUGAUGCGACUCGUAGCAAAGGCGUCGCAAGCGGUCAGCAUCGUCGGCGACCCGGAUCAAAGUAUCUAUGGCUGGCGAAGCGCCGAGAUCGGCAAUCUCGACAAGAUGACCAAGGAAUUCAAGGGCACGCAACAGGCACGACUGGAAGAGAAUUAUCGAAGCACAGGAUCCAUCUUGGAACUCGCGCUCAAGGUCGUUCAGCAAGACACAUCGCGUGUUGACAAGGAUCUCUACACCUCGCAUCCUCGCGGGCUGCCUGUCGUGCUCAAGUGUCAAGGCUCGGCUCAGCUGGAAGGUGCCUACAUAGCAUCCGAAGUCAAGCGUCUGGUCGCUCAUUCCGGAGGUAUGCUCGACUACAACGACUUUGUGAUCCUGCUUCGAUUCAACUACCUCUCGCGUGCCAUCGAAGCCGAGCUGCAAUCCAGAGGCAUCGACUCCCGAAUGAUGGGUGGACACAAGUUCUUUGACCGUAUGGAAGUCAAGGAUCUGCUUGCCUACUUGGCUCUGGCCGACAAUCCGGGCUUCACGCCGGCCUUCAUCCGUGUCGUCAAUGUCCCCAAGAGGGGCAUUGGCGAGAAGAGCGUCACCGACCUGCUCAACAUGGCCAAAGCGGAAGGCUGCAAACCGAUGGAGCUUGCCGAGCGCGUGGUCAAAGGCGGCAAGAAUCCCGGCGUCAAGCCAGGCAUGAAGAAGGGCCUCAAGGAGCUGGUCGAGGCUGUGACUGCCGUGCGAGAAGCGGCGAGCUCGGGCACGCCGGUUGCUGAGCUGAUCCAGCUGCUCAUCGAAAAGAUCAACUACGAGAACUACCUCAAGGCGCAACCCGACUACGACGCACGAUGGGGCAACGUGCAGGAACUCAUCUCUUUCUCCAUCAUCGUUGCUGCGAACACGACGAAUUCUGACACUGGUGCGCCGUCGGUGCCCAUCGAAGAGAUUCUCUCUCAUACGCUUUCGAAUCAGGAAGGCGCCGACAAGGGUCGAGCACAGGAGAGUGAUGAUGAGGACGAGUUCGAGGAUGUCAAGGUCGAGGCGGAAGUAAGCAAUCCCAAGACUGAGAAGUCGCAACAAGCCUCACAACAAAACGCCACGAGGGAGAAGGAUUCAAGCAAGGCUGCCGGAUCAUCACCAUCGAAGAAGAGGGAAGUGAUCGACCUCUGCGAUUCAGGCGAAGAGGAUCAGCCAUCGACAACCAAAGCCAAGGCCAAGCCUGGUCCGCAGAAGAAGCGCCGAACCACAAAGAAGGAGUCGUCAGCCGACGCCGAAGACAAUGAGGCCGAUGACGAUGUCAAGCCCGAAUCGUCCCUUCUCAAACAGCUUGACGAAAUCGAGGAGAAAGUCAAUCAGGAUCAGGCGAGCGACGAUGGCGACGACGACGCAGAGGAGACCAAGACACCGCUCCGGGUCUUCCUGGAAGCAUCGAUCCUGGCCACCGACAUGGACGCCGAAGCGGACAAGACAGACGAAAAGAAGAAGCCGAAAGUGACCAUCUCGACCUGCCACGCAGCAAAAGGUCUCGAAUGGCCGGUCGUCUUCAUUCCCGCCAUCGAAGAAGGCUGCUUCCCAUCCUUCCGGUGCGAGAAGCCCGAAGAGAUUGCGGAAGAGCGUCGUCUGCUCUACGUCGCCAUGACGCGAGCCGAGACGAUGCUCUACCUCACCCACGCCACAGCCCGAAUGCAGGGCGGCGAAACGCAGGACAAGAUCCUCAGCAAUUUCGUUUCCUCUGUUGCGCCAAAAAAGGAUGGCGGUUCCUCCGAGGCGAAGAACGCGAUCCAAUUCUGCACCACUCGACCCAAACUUGACAUCGACGCCGUGACGACCAUCGCCAAGGUGACGGGCAAGCCGAUGCCUUCCGAGGCGCAGAUCAAAGCAUCCAUCGCGACAUGGGAGAAAUCGUCGGGCAAAGAAGUGCAGAAUGUCGACCAGAUGAACAGCGGUCGGAUCAGCGGUUUCGGCGCGUACUCGAGCUACGGCGGUGCAGGUGGGUACACGACCUCUGGCGUCCACAGCGGCGCUACGGGCGGCUGGAACUCGCACAUGGGCUUCGGUCUGUAUAGCGACGACAACUUACGCUCUUCUUCCCCUGCUGGUCGGCACCAAGUACAGGACAGUGAUGCGAUGAGACGGUCGCUGGGGUUCACGCCGCCGACGCUGGGCAGCUUUUCUUCGGCGACGGACGACGAUGCGACGCCUACUGCGUAUGGCGGGUUUCAGCGGGCGUCUUCGCUUGGUGGGGGAGCUGGUGGGUUGGGUGCGUACUCCAAUCGUAGUCUCGGAAUGGGAGGGGCGGGAGGGAGACAGAAGCAGCCGCUGGUACCGCCUUCUCGGCAGCCCGUGGCGACACCGCCUGCUCCACCGUCUUUUACGGAUGCGGUCCGCCUCAGAGCCCGCCCGGAAGACUCGGUUGCAUUGGCUAGAGCAGACGGCACGGCACCGCGUCCACGUGCGGACCUCAAUAGUUUCCAGCAGGCUCACACGCAAGGGAUCAGCAGCAUGCUCAACAUGCUUCCGCCGUCGUCGUCCGGAGGAGGAGGUUCGAGGAGCUCGCCCAUCGUCGUUGGCGGCGACUCGCCGAGUGAUUCUGGGACUGGAGGUGUGAGAAACGGUGGUCAAGGGACAGGCAAAAGGAGACUGGGGAUGAUGAGACGGUUUUGA
Messenger RNA from Kalmanozyma brasiliensis GHG001, 3531 nucleotides. RefSeq names its product UvrD-like Helicase, ATP-binding domain protein. Bases 1 to 3531 code for a protein of 1176 amino acids. Gene Ontology annotation, molecular function: ATP binding; hydrolase activity; 3'-5' DNA helicase activity. Gene Ontology annotation, cellular component: nucleus. The record is from RefSeq and is a predicted model, not a curated record. NCBI's taxonomy places the organism in Eukaryota, Fungi, Basidiomycota, Ustilaginomycetes, Ustilaginales. Gene Ontology annotation, biological process: recombinational repair. The transcript has a single exon.